UCUUUCUCAAACAAAACAAAAAGAACCAACAUUUUUUUUCAAUUUUUCAAAUUGUUGUUUGCAACUGCAAUUGCAACAGCAACAUUGCGGUUGUAUUCGACAGAUUAGACACCUUCAUUUGCAACAAUUUGUCACACCCAAAUGUUUUAAUUUCGUACAAACUUUUUAUAUAAAUUAAUCAUUAAUAAUUCCCCUAAUAAUCAAUUUCCCAAAAACAAAAAGGAAAAAUUGAAUUAAUAAUUAAAAAAAUGGCUCCUUCAUGGGGUGGUUCAUAUUUUCUCCUUCUUUGUAUGUUGUUAGGGUUCAGCACAAUUGCAUAUGGUGGGAAUUUCAACACUGAUUUUGACCUUCUAUUUGGAGAUGAUAGGGUUAAGAUUUCUGAUGGUGGACAAAGCAUGUCUCUCUCAAUGGAUAAAUAUUCUGGUUCUGGGGUUGCUACCAAGGAUCAAUUCUUGUUUGGAAGAUUUGACAUGAAGAUCAAGCUUGUUGGAGGAAACUCUGCAGGAACUGUUACUGCAUUUUAUCUAAGCUCUCAAGGAGAUCACCAUGAUGAGGUUGAUCUUGAGUUCUUGGGGAACUUAACCGGAGAUCCAUAUAUGCUAUCAACAAAUGUGUUUGCAAAUGGUGUUGGGGGUCGUGAGGUUCAAUACUAUCUUUGGUUUGAUCCAACAGCAGAUUAUCACACCUAUUCCAUUGAUUGGAGCCCUACCCGCAUAAUAAUCUGGGUGGACGACACUCCAAUCAGAGUGAUAAACAACAAAGAAAUAAUCGGUGUUCCAUUCCCAACAAAGCAACCAAUGAGACUGUACACAACACUCUGGAAUGGGGAUGCAUGGGCAACAAGGUGGGGCCAAGUGAAGAUUGACUUGUCACAAGCACCAUUUAUAGCAAGGUUCAAGAACUACAAUGGCACUGCUUGUGUUCCAAAGAAAGGUAUAGCAGAUUGCAAGGGUUUUGGUGCUUCAAUGAAGAAAGGUAUUGACAAUGAAAACAAGAAAAAGUUGAAGCAAGUUAACUCAAAGUGGGUUGUUUAUCACUAUUGCCGUGAUUUGAGGCGUUAUGCUCAUGGAUUACCCUUUGAAUGCCGUAGGGACAACAUGGCACACAGUGAUAAUAAUCAAUAAAUAAUAAGGGAAAUGGGAUUUUUGGGGAAUCAAUUUAUUACUUUCUUAGCCUACUAAAUCCUUUAUUUGGUGUUUGAGGGAUAUAUAUAUACGGUGGAUACUCCCAUGAUGACAUCUUCACAUGAAGAUAGCAUUGUGAAUCAUUAGAUGAUUUGAUAAAGUUGACUAAAUAUUU
Molecule: messenger RNA, 1299 nt
Organism: Arachis ipaensis
Lineage: Eukaryota; Viridiplantae; Streptophyta; Magnoliopsida; Fabales; Fabaceae
Product: xyloglucan endotransglucosylase protein 1-like
Biological process (GO): cell wall biogenesis; xyloglucan metabolic process
Cellular component (GO): apoplast; cell wall
Molecular function (GO): hydrolase activity, hydrolyzing O-glycosyl compounds; xyloglucan:xyloglucosyl transferase activity
Source: RefSeq, a predicted model, not a curated record